This is a messenger RNA of Pungitius pungitius (ninespine stickleback), 1571 nucleotides long. It is a transcript of the gene tmed3, whose product is annotated as transmembrane p24 trafficking protein 3. The transcript is spliced from 3 exons. Bases 191 to 814 code for a protein of 207 amino acids. The record is from RefSeq and is a predicted model, not a curated record. Gene Ontology annotation, cellular component: COPI vesicle coat; Golgi apparatus; COPII-coated ER to Golgi transport vesicle. Lineage: Eukaryota; Metazoa; Chordata; Actinopteri; Perciformes; Gasterosteidae. Gene Ontology annotation, biological process: Golgi organization; endoplasmic reticulum to Golgi vesicle-mediated transport; intracellular protein transport.
AUAAUCACAGUGUGUCUUUUUUUUUUUACAAUAGUUUGAUAACACCGGGCCAUUCAAAUGUACUUGACCUAAAAAACUUGACCCGGAAGUUCUUCGUGCUCGUGCCACGUCAGAGCUACAACUCUUUUUCUGCUGCUAACAUAUCGCAUAUACACCAGCCGCUACACAUCUAUUACGCUUCUAUCUCACGAUGUUGUUCCUGGGACUGAGCUGUCUGCUGCUGCAUGUGUUUGUGGCGUUUGGGACCGAGCUCACCUUCGAGCUCUCCGACAACGAAAAGCAAUGUUUUUACGAGGAUAUUCAGAAAGACGUGAAGUUUGAAAUGGACUUCCAAGUCAUAGCAGGAGGCAACUAUGACGUGGACUGCUUCGUUACCGACCCUCAAAACAACGUGUUGUACAAUGAGAAGAAGAAGCAGUAUGACAGCUUCUCUCACACCGCCACCAUGUCGGGAGUCUACAAGGUCUGCUUCGGCAACGAGUUCUCCACCUACACGCACAAAACCGUGUACCUGGAUUUCCGCCACGGAGACGAGAAACCUCUCAUUGAGACCAUGGGUGGAACCUCACCGCUGACUCAGAUGGAGUCGUCUUGCGUCUCCAUUCAUGAGGUGCUGAAGGUGGUGGCCGACUCACAGACGUGGUACAGGCUGAGAGAGGCCCACGACCGCACGAGUGCCGAGCACCUCCACCUGCGGGUGACCUACUGGUCCAUCGGAGAAACCGUUCUGCUGUUUGUCAUCGGCGUCGGUCAAGUCAUGAUGCUCAGGAGCUUCUUCAGCGAGAAGAAAGGCUCUGUUGCCGCCACCACCUAAGUUCUGUUUUCUUGAUGUGCCCUCAGAGAGAAAGGCGGAAGCUCGUCAAUGUGAACACAUAAGUGCGCUUGGGGAUUAGCACACGGCUCUCCGUAUUUUCAGCAGACCCAUUCGUUAAAAGGGAGAGUUUGGGGAGAACCUUUUUUUUAAUCUUCCCCACCAAGUUUCAUACAAAACUUGUGGGUUCCCUUUUCAUCCAUCCUGAUUUGUUCUUACGAAGCUGUUUUGAAAAGAAACAACUCUUGUACUUGACAUUGAGAUUGAUGCCUUGCAGACAUUAUUUAUUAUGUUUACACAAAGCAAGUUUAGUUGGAUAUGUCUGUGAGUAAUUAGGACAGCUUUGGGUUAUAUUGGUUACUUACGAAUUACAAAAGAUUUUUUGGCAAAUUGGUUGUUGCUGAAUGUAUGUUGUACUGUUUUUAUGUUUAAUUUAUGUAUGCAAAAAUAUAAAAUGUAAUAGCUAUGUCUCCCUUAUUGUGUCUCAUAAAGUGCCAUUUGUUUAAUUUCCUACCAAAUGAAAAGUUUACGUUUUUUUGUUAAUUGGUCUGUUACGUACAAACGGUUGCUGAUUGAAUGUACUUCAGUUUUCACCCUUACAAAUCCUUGUUUCAUAAAUAGAUAUGUUUAAUGGACACUACUAAGUGACCCACUUAUUGUGGCUUUUCUUUUUCAACAAAAAAAAAUGUUUGCUGUCCUUCUGGUUUAUCGGUCUCUGUAAAAUUAGUCGGCAGAUUUAAUAAAAUUGGGAAGAAAGAUG